GAAACGAUCGAUUAUUAGAUCGAAAUUCUUCGUUGAAACGCGAUCUGUUUUAUCGAUCCAGACAUCGUUUUAGUUGUUGUCUUUUUUUACAAUAAGUAGCGACUCUAUACUUUUUGUUUUAUUAAAAAACAUUCCUCGCCGUAUUUGAAGCAAGAAACGGCCGCAGUUAUUUUGUUUGCGGACGUGUUAACGUAACUGUUGCAAUAAUUGGUUCAGUGAACAAAGAAUACGAACAAAAAUGGCGAGGCAAUCUUACAGUAUAGUCAGGUAUUAUGGUGGGGAAACAAAAGGCAGAUGUGGUUACUGCAAAAACUCUGACUCAAGCUUCAGUCAUGGCAUGCAAGCAAUUAUUUUGGAAGUACAAGAUUACCAAGCUUUAAUCGACAGAGGUUGGAGAAGAAGCGGUUGUUACUGUUAUAAACCAACUAUGGACCAAACUUGUUGCCCUACGUACACUAUAAAAUGCGAAGCUUUGAAUUUUAAGAUUACCAAGUCACAGAAGAAAAUUUUAAAAAGAAUGGGGAAAUUCCUACGAAACGAAUUACAGAAGGAUGAUUUAAUGGAUACCAGUGAAGGAGAACGUGAUAAUAUAGAUAUUGUCCAUAUUCCUCAUUUGGAUGAAAAUCUUAGAAGAACAGAAGAGGAUACUCUUGAUAUAAAGGUCAAGGGUGUUGAGGAUGAAGUUAACAUAAGAUUGCAGUCUUCCAGUUCAGACAAAAGCACAGGAAGUAGUUCAGGGAUGCAACAGAAGCAAACGGAAAGUAUAUCUUGUACAGCAAACCAAAAUGAGAAGAGCCAAGCAACAUCUAGAAGCUUAGAGUCAGUAGAAAUGAUUCCAUCUAGAAUACCAUGUAAAAAAGCAAAGCUUCUACGUAUAGAGCGCAAGCAAAAUAAGUUAUUAGCACAAGGGAAAACCCAAGCAGAAAUAGAUGCUAUGUUCAAAACCGAAAAUAAACAGCAAAACCAAGGAAAAAGUAUAGAGGAAUUAUUCGAUGAAAUGUUGAUGGGAACAGAUAGGUUGAAGAUAAACUUGAUCAGAGUAAAAUCCGAUGAAUUUUUCGAGUCUUUCGACGCAAGUGCAGACCUUUACAAAAAAUAUCAGAUGGCUGUUCAUGGAGAAUCAGCAGAGGAAUGUGAUAAAGAAUUAUUCCUCUACUUUUUCGUAAGGCAUCCGUUGGAGCAAUGGACAGCAGAACAUGGACCACCGUGCGGGUACGGUGCGUUUCAUGAACAGUAUUGGCUGGACAAUGAACUGAUAGCUGUUGGAGUUAUAGACAUUUUACCAUCUUGCGUUUCAAGCGUGUAUUUCUUCUACGACCCGGCGUACUCUUUUCUGUCCCUGGGGACAUUUAGUUCAUUGCGGGAAGUUUACUUAACGAGACAAUUAAAUAAAACUGCCAAGGACUUGCAGUAUUAUUACAUGGGUUUCUACAUACACUCUUGUCCAAAAAUGAGAUACAAGGCAAGACUGAAACCGUCGAAGCUGCUCUGCCCAGAAACUUACGAAUGGUUCGACAUAGACGCCUGCAUAAAGAAACUAGACAAAGAAAAGUACUGCAGGUUCAACGAAGACCUUGACGUCAUUGAUCAAGAUGCCAUAGUCGACAUAAACAAGGUACUGGUUCUGUUCCGGCAAACCGCGAUGCCAUUCAGAAUCUACAAGGAACGUUCUCAGUGGUCUGUGACGAAAGACGAAGAGGAAGAGAUCGAGAAGUACGCGAGUCUGGUUGGAAUGAAGUGCGCCCAACGUAUGUUGCUUUACCGUCUUUAAUUCUGUACAACGGAGUUCGACUUACCAUAUUGUUUUCUUUUCCCGCGACUAGCGAGUAUCACAGAAUAGCAAUAAUUAAUUAACAGAUCAAAUGAAAUGUAACUGCUACGAUUAAAGUAUUUGUGGCGAUAAGUGUAUAGAAUGCUAAUAAAACUUCUGGCAACCGAAAACUUCGUACGGUACACACUGUACACACUCGCGAGUGCUUCUCGUUUCCGGUUCUCAGGGUGAAAGGAGACAAUAACGCAGCGAACGGUGCGCUUUAAACAUAGUUUAUUCAAUAACGAAACGAUUCAAUGGUCAAUCACAUUAUAAAACAUUCUACAUUACUUACAAAACGAAUGAUUCCAUUUGGUAUAGAGAGUCGCGCCACGUGAAACCGCACGAUCAAUGCGCGCGCGUAUUGUACUAUAAAUUUCACGCUCUCUGUUCAAAGAUUUGCGUAACGUAUCGACGGAUUCCUAAAAGAAAACACAUGUACACUA
Messenger RNA from Nomia melanderi (Alkali bee), 2256 nucleotides. RefSeq names its product arginyltransferase 1 (gene Ate1). The record is from RefSeq and is a predicted model, not a curated record. Lineage: Eukaryota; Metazoa; Arthropoda; Insecta; Hymenoptera; Halictidae. Gene Ontology annotation, molecular function: arginyl-tRNA--protein transferase activity. Gene Ontology annotation, cellular component: cytoplasm. Gene Ontology annotation, biological process: protein arginylation.